Messenger RNA from Coregonus clupeaformis (lake whitefish), 2049 nucleotides. RefSeq names its product solute carrier family 35 member C2 (gene slc35h1). Gene Ontology annotation, molecular function: antiporter activity. The transcript has 10 exons. Gene Ontology annotation, cellular component: endoplasmic reticulum-Golgi intermediate compartment; cis-Golgi network; Golgi apparatus. The record is from RefSeq and is a predicted model, not a curated record. Bases 364 to 1455 code for a protein of 363 amino acids. Lineage: Eukaryota; Metazoa; Chordata; Actinopteri; Salmoniformes; Salmonidae. Gene Ontology annotation, biological process: UDP-glucose transmembrane transport.
AUCAAGUGCACCGCUUGGCCUGCUCAGUCGAGCGGUUUGUACGAUGCCGUGGCCGGUGUGUAGAGUGGACUAACUGGCAAUAACAAAGUAACGUUGCUGUAAUUUGGCAAGUAAAACAAUGUUUCAAUUCAAUUACUCUGUACAGCCAUAUGUUUAUAUGCGUCUCUUGAUAGUUAAGCUAGUUAGCCAACGCGUUACUUGAUUUAGACGGACCGUUCACACUUUGCUUAGCUAACGUUAGCUAUCUAGCAUACCAGCUUUCGCCGCCGUUCGCCAGCAGCUUUCAGCACAGCGAGGUGCAUUGCUCCUGUUUGAAGAUGGUGCCUCUGCAGUAGUUCCUGCGGGGAAGGGUGAACCAGCACCAUGGCUUGCCCUGUACAGUUCCUAUGCCGGGCAGUCCGCACUGUGAGCCUGGUCCUCGUUUACUAUGUCUUCUCCAUCGGCAUCACCUUUUAUAAUAAGUGGCUGAUGAAGGGCUUCCACUACCCACUGUUUAUGACGCUGGUCCACCUCACCAUAAUAUUCUGUCUCUCUACCCUGACCCGCUCGGCCAUGCAAUGCUGGACAGGGAAGCCUCGGGUCAUGUUGAACUGGAAAGACUACCUCUCAAAGGUUGCCCCAGUCGCCAUGGCAACAGCGCUGGACAUUGGACUCUCCAAUUGGAGCUUCCUCUUCAUCACCAUAAGCUUGUACACAAUGACCAAGUCUUCUGCAGUGCUCUUCAUCCUCUUCUUCUCAUUGGUUUUUAAACUAGAGGAGCCGAACCCAUACCUGAUCGUGGUGGUCCUUCUGAUAGCCAGCGGUCUGUUCAUGUUCACCUUCGAGUCGACCCAGUUCAACCUGGAGGGCUUCAUCAUGGUACUGCUGGCAUCGUUCAUCGGUGGGAUCCGGUGGACCCUCACGCAGGUCCUGAUGCAGAAAGCAGAGCUUGGGCUCCAGAACCCAAUAGACACCAUGUACCAUCUACAGCCGCUCAUGUUCAUGGGCCUCUUCCCACUCUUCCUCUUCAAUGAAGGGCUGAGCCUAAGUACCUCAGAGAAGCUGUUCCGUGUGAAUGAGCUCUCUCCCCUGCUCUACACUCUGAUCAUGCUGAGUAUAGGCGGAUCACUGGCCUUUGGCCUGGGCUUCUCAGAGUUCCUGCUAGUCUCAAAAACCUCCAGUCUCACUUUCUCCAUAGCAGGGAUCUUUAAGGAGGUGUGUACUCUGCUGCUGGCAACAGGCCUGAUGGGGGACAGGAUGAGUGGACUCAACUGGAUGGGUUUCGCUGUCUGUGUUUCUGGCAUCUCCCUGCAUGUGGGGCUGAAGACCUACUAUUCCAAAAGUAAAGUUCACUCGUUGAGACAGAUGCCCAUUCAAAACAGCCAAGACCUGGGAGUACCACUAUUGUGUCAUAAGGAAUACGAGGGGGAGGAGACAGCUGAUGACGAUGAUGAGGAGCAGGAGAUUCUACUCUGAAUCUAACAAGAUGGUUGACUGACUCAUGUUCCAGAGAGGCAAAGAGAAGGGAUCACUGCCUCUACCUCGCUUUCCAACCAAGGUGCACGAGUUGAGGAGCAAACUGAGGUAGAGAGGAGAUUCGGUAACACUUGGAGGACAAAUGGAAUUAAAUAAAAAGUUUAUUUAUUGCAAAAAGUAUAACCAACGUGUUUUAGCCUUCUUCAGAGAGGCCACAGAGGAACAGAAGGGGAAGGCUUCCAACCCUCCUCUACAGCCAACAUUCUCUUCAGCCUUUGUCCAAAAUCGCUGAGCAUUACGGUCAGUAAAAUGGACAGACGCCCUGAACUUCAAUUAUCAAAUGCAUUUACUGUUGCCUUUUAAGGGCCUUCAGUGAUGUGAAAGAUAAGUGUUUACCUUAUAAUAUGUGAAAUGACCAAACCGUACGUGCCAUUAUAAUGAUAGAAAGGUUUAAUAGAAAUGGAGGACCACUUGCCUAAACAUCAGACUGUUACCAUGGUUACUCCAUGAUUGUCAGUCUGACCGAAGUCGACCUAAAAAAGAAACUAUAUUCUCUAUAAGCCAAAAUGUUGAAUAAAAUGAUAUUUACACACA